AUGACUACACCCACCAACCCUGAUGGAUCCGAAGAUGUGAACGACUUCCUGUCGCGCAUUCGAGAACUAGGCGAGCGACGCGACAAGGAAGACGAAGAACGCACUAAGAAGCUAGAGGAGGAGAUUCUGCAGGGCCGGAAAGAAAGACAGGCCCGACGAGCUGAGCGAGCACGAUCGAUUGCCCCCACUAAUGAUUCACCCACGCUAAGUGCCUCGCUGGGCCACCGUUCCAUCGAUCCUCCCGAGCAGCUCGAGCCGACUCUGCAGACACUAGAUCCCGAAACCCCGGGAAGGGCUGACCGGACUCCAGAUACAGCGGCGCAAGAAGACCACUCAAGGCGCGGGUCUGUCCAGGACGCAGAAAUGGAUUCCCCAUCGCGAGCACUGCCACCGUUGUCGCGGAGCCGAACGGGGACCUUGUCGUGGCAGCAACGUCCGUCCUCGCGGGAUUUCGGUAGCAAGUCCCCCGGCUCUGCAUCUCCCACUCGUUCAAGCCACCUGAGGAAUGCGUCGACGGCAUCGGAUGAGAACCAGUUGUCUCGCGCCCAGAUCGCACAAUCGCUCUCGUCCAAGGACCCCUCUUGGUUUCGUCAGACCCCAGACCGAGGACUUGGCUCUCCUGCAUACCGAAAGAGCGAAGAACCGCCGGAUCACCGCACUGACUUGGGUAUGGGUCGGAGGUUGCCAGGCAUGAGUCGCGAAUCGACGGCAGAGCCAGAAAAGACGGAUGGCGCAGAGGAGAUAUCACCACCGAGGACGGCUUCCACAGCUGGCGACAGCAGCCUGGACCAUCGGUACUCGAGCGUGUCCUCGGUCUCGCAGGCUACUCGACUGGGGUCGCCGCGCCGCAUGUCACCAGAGCGGACUCGUUCUACAUCGCCCACCAAAGGCCUCGGUGGCUUCGUGCAGAGCGCCAUGAUGAAGCGGUCAGACAGCGUUUCGAAGCGGUGGAGCGCGCAAAUCCCCCAAGGACUCAGCCGAGGCAAUUCCGUUAUAAAAAAUCGGAACAGCUUUGUCGGCCCUAGUCUCAGUGACAUGGCUCCUGCUACAACCGGCUUGCGGGAUAGCCGGGAAGUCUCAUCCUUUCCCUCCGAACGACCCUUUUCCAGUCACAGUGAGGCAACCGUGGCGCGCCCAACCAGCUCCACUGAAAGACCAACCACGCCUUCCACGGGGAAUAAUGAUAUUGGGCGGGCGGAGGGCAGUCCGAGCAGGCCGGCACUGUAUGGUCAUGCUCGGUCUGGCAGCUUGGUGAAUCAAGAAACUCAAGGUUCGGAUACGCCAUCAAGCCCUUCGGUAUCGAGGACUAUGGAUCCCAAGCGUUGGAGCCCUACCAAAGCCAGUUGGUUGGAGAGUGCUCUCAAUCGACCUGAAACAUCUCCGCGGCACAAGAAGCAACCGUCGCAAUCAUCUUGGGCUAGAGAGCGACAGUCCAGAGGCAGUGUGGAUAUGGGAAGGGUGAACAACUUUAAGGAAGUCACUCCAGUGGGUUUGAUGCGAACGCCUCCGCUAGGAACCCAUUUCAAGAAGCCCAGCAUCACGGGGACACCGUCCAUUUAUGGCAGUUCAGACGCCAACAAAGCGAAAGAACCCGUGCCGGAACCCCCGGCUGCUGCUGCAGAAACCGAGAAACCGCCAACUAAGGUUGAACCUGAGAAGACCAGGGAUGCGCCUCCUGUUUUGCAAGAGACUGAACCGCAAAAGCCAACGGCAGUUCCUGAGCCUAGCCCCAAGCCUGAACCGUCUUUGGAGCCGGAGCUUUCCUCCAAGUCUGAGCAAUACAAGACUGAGCCUUCCCCAGAACCUGAAACAUCCCGCAAAACAUCGCCUCCAGUCUUGGGUGCAAAACCAAACUUGUCAAUUUCACCUGUGUCUUCGCGGGAACCGACUGCGUCCAAGCCGAAGCCUCAGUCUCCUGCGAUGGAUCUCCGAGCCAACCUACGGAAGCGAGAUACCGCCAAAGACACUGGGCCCACGCAAGAACCGGAAUUCAAGAAUGUAUUUGGAAAACUGAAGAAGACCGAGACUCGCAACUACGUUGCGCCAGACGAGCUCAAGAGCAAUAUUCUACGAGGCAAAGCUGCUCUGAAUGUCACAGGUGGCCCCAAGAAGACCCAGCGUGUUGAUGAAUUCAAGGAUAGUAUCUUGAAGCAGAAGGAGGCCAUGAAGGCUGGUGGAGGCUCUGUUAGACGAAAUACGGCAGGAGAGGACGAUGCACCGCCAAAACGAACUAGUGCGGUGCCAGAGGCGAUCGCAAAACGGAACACCAUGACAAGGACGAACAGUGUCCGACAAAAAAUCCCUUCCAACGAAUCGAGUCCUAGGCCUUCUGCAGAUAUCGGUACACCCCGAACAUCCCAAGACCAACAGCCACAGUCUCCUCCACCUCGCGAGAGCGUUAACGAAGAACCUCAUGCGAUAACGACGCCUAUUGAGCCCGAGGCAGACGACCUCAGAUUUCAGUCUUCCUUGAAGCAGGAGGAAAACCAGCAGAAUUCGGUGAACUCCAUCGAGCCAAGCACGGAGGCGGCACAGAAGCCUGUCACUGAGGCAAUCAACUCGGUUCGUGGCUUGCCAUCGGCGAAUGUUGCAGAGACUGCUGGUGCGGCGUCUGUAACCCCAAGUCUGGCUGCUAAAGGGAAACUUGCAGGCCGAAUCAACCCUGCCCUAGCAGGUAUCCUGUCUCGAGGUCCGCCCGCCGCUGCUGAACACCCUAACAAGAAGGAGCCGGUGACGCCGGUCUCGGGAGAGGGUGGGCUUGCUUCAUCCUCUACGUCUCUGACUCACAAGACAAAGGGUCGUGCCAGAGGGCCUAAGAGACGACUCCCCAAGGGAUCUGCUGCUCCAGCUACCUCGUCUGCUCAAAGUACCCAGGAGGUUGGUGCCAUUUCGUCUUCUGAAGUCACAAAGCCGCAAACUGCCCCCGUGUUUGUUGACUCUUCGGACAACAACUCAGAGCGUCUGUCACAGCCCAAUUCAGUUCCUGACGUUGAAAACACCCGUCCAGAAAGCCCGGUCACCAGGCAGGUCCUUGGAGUAAAGACCAGCUUCCAGGAUGCCCUCAAUAGUGGGCUUCAGCAGGGACUUGGAACACCCUCUCCUAAAACUGCUGGGGAUGUCAACGGAUACGUUUCUCGAAAUGUCGAUCAUGCGCCUCGUGGGGUUGAAACUCCUGGGGCCGUUAGUCCGUCAAGCAGGCCACUUGUGCCGCCAAAGCCCAGUUCAUCGCCCUCGCCUCCGCCUUCCACGUCGAAGCCACAAUGGAGCCAGCAGGCUCGGUACGCUUCGUCUUCGCCGUCCCCUCUCCGGACAAGUUUCAAAGAAAACCGGAUGGAAACACCUUCGACCCCUUCACAGAAAAGCAUUCCUGGUGUGACGGUAGCCGAAGUGCGAGACCCCGUCCCACGGAACUUCAGCCAUCCCUCUCCACCAGUCCCUAUCAAGCGUGCCGACAUCUCCCUGGAGAAGCCUGCCGACCCGCACAGACUUUCUCGUAAAAUGUCUGCGCCAUCGCUAGUCGCGCAGGCGGCAGAGGCACGCGAGGUCAUUGCGGGCUUCUUCAAGACGUCCCCCAACCCCCGAGACCGCAUGGAUAUUGACCCGCAAUUGAUGCUGAAUAGCAAAGCAGACGACACCAAAAUGCGAACCGUGAAGCGUCACAUAUGGGAGCUUACGGGCGAUGGCAAGCGCCAAGAGCUUCCUGUCAACCAGGAGUACAUCUUGUACGAGGGUAGCAUGUACCUGUGUGUGCACCUGUUCGAAGCACAAGGCGGCAACAAGACUGACGUAUACCUUUGGUGUGGCGACGACGUCUCAGAAGCGGCUUUGGAAGACGCCCAGCUUUUUGCACGCAAAGUGGCCCGGGAGAAUAGCUGCAAAUUGGCGGUGAUCCGGCAAGGCAAGGAGCCGAGGGGCUUUAUUCAAGCCCUUGGUGGAAUCAUGAUCACCCGCCGUGGGUCUAGCUCCCGUUCUAAUUCAUCCGCCCUAUAUAUGCUCUGCGGCCGCAAGCACCUGGGGCAAAUGGCUUUCGAUGAAGUGGACUACUCGCUGCGCAACCUGUGUUCUGGCUUCCCAUUCGUGAUUUCCGCUCCCUUUGGCAAGCUGUAUCUGUGGAAAGGCAAGGGCAGUGGGCCGGAGGAAACGGGUGCGGCCCGGCUCAUUGGCAUGGAUCUCGGCCUGACCGGCGAGUUCGAGGAGGUUGCCGAAGACGAGGAGCCCGAGAGUUUCUAUGAGGUCUUUGCGGGAUCUCGGGAAGCUGCUCCUCACUUGUUGUCGGAGUAUUGGAAGCUCAAACCGAAGUAUGACCACUUCCGCACUCGCCUCCUCCGCGUCGAUCAUGAACGAGGCCAACCACAUCGAUUCUGGAUGCGCCGUCCGGGCUCGGGCUCCCCCGUCGUCCGGCCCAAUGAUACAGUCCAGGAAGUUGAACCCUUCUGCUACAAGGACCUAACGGAGAAAGACGUCUAUGUUCUGGAUACGUUCUUUGAGAUAUAUGUAAUCGUGGGUGAGCACGCGUCUCAGAAAUCGGCCGAGUUCGCGUCGGCAGUGGUCUUUGCGCACGAGUACGGAAUCCUGGCCACCUCGCUGCAGGAUCGACCAUUCAUCCCGAAGAGUCUGGUCGCGCUGGGCGGGAUCCCAGACCGUUGUCAGAGUGCGUUCCGCAAGUGGGAUCAGCGAUCUUUGCACGCUCCCUGCGUGUUCCCUCUGGACGUAGCGAUCGAGGCCAUUCGAUCUCAGGAGGGAAGAGACUAA
Penicillium alfredii is the source of this 4752-nucleotide messenger RNA. Its product is annotated as putative gelsolin repeat protein. Bases 1 to 4752 code for a protein of 1583 amino acids. NCBI's taxonomy places the organism in Eukaryota, Fungi, Ascomycota, Eurotiomycetes, Eurotiales, Aspergillaceae. The transcript is spliced from 4 exons. Gene Ontology annotation, biological process: actin filament severing; barbed-end actin filament capping. Gene Ontology annotation, molecular function: phosphatidylinositol-4,5-bisphosphate binding; actin filament binding. The record is from RefSeq and is a predicted model, not a curated record.